AUGAUCUGUGCUGGUCUAGCAGCAGGAGGAAAGGAUUCCUGUCAGGUAAAAUCUCUUGGUUAUCCUUUUUGUUUAUUACAGUGUGGGUCAAUUACAUAUUGGUCCGAUUCUCCGGACACAGGUUAUACCUAAUCCUAGACGAAAAAGCAUUUUCAGUAGAGAUUCCACAUUGAAAAUGCUUCUUCAUCUGAGACUGUGCUUCAUCUGGGAAACCGACCCAUUAUGUUUCAUAAUCCUGUGAAAAUGCAAUCUCAGUGACACUGUAAAUCUGUCAAUGCAUAGGGGGAUUCUGGAGGUCCGAUGUUAAACAAACAGGGUACUCACUGGAUACCAGACCUGGAUCAACAGCCAGAUCAGCAGUGACCAGCCAGGCUUCGUCACCUUCUCCUCCAGUGGGACUGACUCUGACCUUAGUGUCUUCUGCACCGGUCUUUCAGCCCCUACAACCACAACCGCAUGCACAUACCUAUAGUCUAACUUGUGCUUAUGGCUACACCUUAAUGUGAAUCUUUACUUCUGUAACAAAUCUGACUACUAGAUUUCUCCCUUUUAUUUGUCUCUCAAAUGUUUAUCUGUCUCUCCCUCCCUCUGCAGCUGUGGUGUGUGGCAGCGCCAGCACCUCUUUGAACUCCCGUGUUGGUGGUGGAAGCUCGUUGGUGACAGCAGGUUUGUGGCCCUGGAUAGCCAGCCUACAGACAAACGGAGCGCACGUCUGCGGGGGCACGUUAGUGGCGGUAGACUCUGUCAUGAGUGAUGCUAGCUGCUUUUCUAGGUAAGUUAACUCUACCUGUAUGUCAAAGGGGAGAGCAAGUAGCUGGUUGAAAUGUCACUCCUUACAUGAUUCUAAGGAAAUAUAGUCAUAGAACCUACAUUUUGAUUGGAUUUAGAUUUUUUACAGUGCACAACCGGUGCUGCAGAAAGCAUGGUCAUGGUGUCAUCAUCAUGUCAACCAGUGUCUGGGUGUGACUCCAUGGGACCAAUAAGCACUUACUGUUGUAGUUACUGUAGAGUACCAGAGGGGGGAGCCACCAGCCAACAUCUCUCCCAAACUACUGUACAAUUCUUGGUUUUACCAUCCUGAUCAGCUGGACAGUUUUAAGUUUUGAUAACUUCAUAAGGACUUCAUAACAGGUACAUAACCCAUGCAUAUCACAUUCAUAAGCAGCAUAUAUGAAUUUAGCGGCCCAUUCAGACUUAGAAAAUCUAUGCCUUUUUUACUUUUUUAUUUAUUUAAGAACUUACAUUUACAUUUUAGUCAUUUAGCAGACGCUCUUAUCCAGAGUGACUUACAGUUAGUGAGUGCAUACAUUUUCAUACUGGCUCCCCGUGGGAAUCGAACCCACAAACCUGGUGUUGCAAGCGCCAUGCUCUACCAACUGAGCUACACGGGACACCUUCUCAGUAGUUGGUAUUCAGACUUACACUACAUGGCCAAAAGUAUGUGGAUUCGGCUAUUUCAGCCACACCCGUUGCUGACAGGUGUAUAGAAUCGAGCACACAGCCAUGCAAUCUCCAUAGACAAACACUGGCAGUAGAAUGUCCCAUACUGAAGAGCUCAGUGACUUUCAACGUGGCACCGUCAUAGGAUGCCACCUUUCCAACAAGUCAGUUCGUCAAAUUUCUGCCCUGCUAGAGCUGCCCCGGUCAACUGUAAGUGCUGCUAUUGUGAAGUGUAAACGUCUAGGAGCAACCACGGCUCAGCCGCGAAGUGGUAGGCCAUACAAGCUCACAGAACGGGACCGCCGAAUGCUGAAGCACCCGGUCCUCGGUUGCAACACACUACCGAGUUUCAAACUGCCUCUGGAAGCUACGUCAGCCCAAGAACUGUUCGUCAGGAGCUUCAUGAAAUGGGUUUCCAUGGCCGAGCAGCCGCACAUAAGCCUAAGAUCACCAUGCGCAAUGCCAAUUGUCGGCUGUAGUGGUGUGAAGCUCGCCACCAUUGGAAUCUGGAGCAGUGGAAACACAUUCUCUGCAGUGAUGAGUCACACUUCAGCAUCUGGCAGUCCGACGGACUAAUCUGGAUUUGGAGGAUUGCAGAUAAAGUUUGGUGGAGGAGGAAUAAUGGUCUGGGGCUGUUUUUCAUGGUUCGGGCUAGGCUCCUUAGUUCCAGUGAAGGGACAUCUUAACGCUACAGCAUACAAUGACAUUCUAGACAAUUCUGUGCUUCCAACUUUGUGCAACAGUUUGGGGAAGGCCCUUUCCUGUUUUAGCAUGACAAUGCCCCCAUGCACAAAGCGAGGUCCAUACAAAAUGGUUUGUCAAGAUUGGUGUGGAAGAACUUGACUGGCCUGACCAGAGCCCUGACCUCAACCCCAUUGAACAUCUUUGGGAUGAAUUGGAAAUCAGUGACCGACAUCACUAAUGCUCUUGUGGCUGAAUGGAAGAAAGUCCCUGCAGCUAUGUUCCAACAUCUACUGGAAAGCCUUCCCAGAAGAGUGAAGGCUGUUAUAGCAGCAAAGGCGGGACCAACUCCAUAUUAAUGCCCAUGAUUUUGGAAGAUGUUCGACGAGCAGGUUCCACAUACUUUUGUAGGUACGUAACGAGCUCUGUGGGUGUGGCUCCCUUGUUCGCACUCAAUAAAUGUAAUUCAAUUCAAAAGUUUUCGUUCAAUUAGUUUUUCUGUUUAUGUAUUCCUUUAAAUAUUGUGUACCUUUUACUUUUAAUUUGAUCAGAACAAGACUAUCUCAGGUCUGAAUUUCCCCUUAAGGAAUACUUAUGUCAACAACUUCAAGACAAAGAAAAUAUCAACCUGCUACAAUAAUUAAUAGUAUGCAAAAUGAUGAAAACAUGAAUAAAGAGUUGAGUAUGAAGGGUGCCUACCUAGGGCAUAACACAUUCAUAACCCAUACAUAUCACAUUAAUAAGCAGUACAUAAACAUUUCAUAAGACAAUAAAUCGGAAUGAGUUUAGUAUACCUCACUAAGUAAAGUAGCCUUACACGAACCUUGGCUUGUGCAAACCAGAACGACUAAUUGGAGCAGGAGCCUAUCUCCUGUUUCUGUAUGGAGAGGCAGCUUGAUGUACACCCCUUGGACAAGACGCUAGUCUAUCACAGGACCUCACUAAACAGAGAUGCAACUCAUUCCAUCUCUCCAGCCAGCCCAAUGCCUCUGAGUGGACCGUGAUUCUGGGUCGUCUGAAGCAGAGCGGCUCCAAUCCAAACGAGGUAACCCUGAACGUCAUCAACAUCACCAUGAGCAACGUGACGGGCAAAAACGUGGCCAUCCUGCGACUGGCCAGCCAACCCUUAUUGUCUGACUACAUCCAGCCUAUCUGUGUGGACAAGGGAACCAGAACCUUCAGCACAGGGACUCUGUGCUGGGUAGCUGGCUGGGCAACAGGUCAGGGCAGGGGUGAGUGGAAGGACAACUGUCUUUGUGUGUUUGUGAGAAAUGUGCCCUGUUCAGAAACAAACCCUAUAGCGCCUAGGCACUUGGGUAGAUCUGAAAGAAUUGGGUAAGCAAUGGUGGUAGGUCCACCUGUCUCCUGAUAGGAUAGGUGGGAUUUUCACCAUAUUGCUUACAACCUAUCCAGAACUCUCAGAUCUACACAAAUGACUGUCAUUUCAACAGUAAAACACUGUAGAAUACACAGUCAUUAUUUAUUUAUAUAUUAUGGUGCAUUGUGGGAAAAUGUUGUGGGCAGGGAAAGUGUCUUUGGCUCAUUAAUAUAUUUGAAGGCUUGCCUUAUUAGAGGCUAUAUUUGUUGUACCUGUGAGUGAGAAUGCUGUACCCCCACAGAAUACAGUAAUAUACUGCAUUUUAGGAAAUCUACAAACCUUGUCCUGAAAAUCUACAGUAAUUUACUGUAAUUCAGAAUACAGUACCAUACUGCAUUUUUGGAGCGCCAAAAACCUUUUGAACACUAGUGGGUGCAUGGUAUUGUUGUUUAUGACUAACAUAUUUUUAGGUGUGUCUUGUAAGAGGCUAUAUUUGUUGCACCCGUUAGUUAGAAUGCUGUAUGAAUUUAACUGAUAUUUGGUAGUGGUUCCCUAACAAUUUAAUUUGUAUAGGGGACAAAUCAGAGUGGCAUCAAGUCUCAAACCUUUAAUGGUUGAAUGGCUAGGCAUGUCCUUUUGAUCUGUUUUGCCCUGUAGACACUGUCAGCUUAGAAGCCUUUCUUAAGGCUUAAUGUGUAAGUGAUAUAAUACACAAAUUAUACAAUGUGGACAGUUUAUUAGGUACACAUCUAGUACCGGGUCAGACCAACCUUUGCCUACAGAACAGCCUGAAUUCUUUGGGGAAAGGAUUCAAACGUGGCAUUCAAACGUUGCUCAAUUGGCAUCAAGGAACCUAACAUGUGCCAGGAAAACAUUCCCCACACCAGAGCCACCAGCCUGUAAUGUUGACACCAGGCAGGAUGGGGCCAUGGACUCAUGCUGCUUAUGCCAAAUCCUGACUCUCCCAUCAGCAUGACGCAACAGGAACCGGGAUUUGUCGGACUAGCCAAUGUUUUUUCACUCCUCAAUUGUCCAGUGUUGGUGAUUGCGUGUCCACUGGAGCCGCUUCUUCUUGUUUUUAGCUGAUAACAGUGGAACCCGGUAUGGUCGUUUGCUGCAAUAGCCCGUCCGUGACAAGGACAGACGCGUUGCGCGUUCCGAGAUGCCGUUCUGCACAUUACUGUUGUACUGCGCCAUUAUUUGCCUGUUUGUGGCCCACAUGUUAGCUUACACGAUUCUUGCCAUUCUCCUUCGACCUCUCUCAUCCACGAGCUGAUUGCCCACAGUACUGCCGCUGACUAGAUGUUUUUUGUUUGUCGCACAAUUCUUGAUAAACCCUAGACACUGUCGUGCAUGAAAAGCCCAGGAGGCCGGCCAUUUCUGAGAUAUUGGAACCGGCGCGCCUGGCACCGAUGAUCAUACCACGCUCAAAGUUGCUUAGGUCACUCCUUUUGCCCAUUCUAACGUUAAAUCGAACAGUAGCAAUGCCUUGAUGCCUGUCUGCCUGCUUUAUAUAGCAAGCCAUGGCCACGUGACUCACUGUCUGAGCGGGGUACCUAAUAAACUGGCCACUGAGUGUAUAGUAAGCUGGUAUGCUGUAAUAUAUAAUUACAUAUUCACUAUUAGCAAUUCCUGAAUUAUUUUUCAAUACAAUUCAACAAUAAAGUACUGUAUUGCUGUAUAUUUAAUGCAGCAUACUGUAAAUUAUGGUGCAUUGGUAGGAGUGUUGGGCCAGUAAUCGAAAGGUUGCUGGAUCGAAUCCCCGAGCUGACAAGGUCAAAAUCUGUCGUUCUGCCCCUGAGCAAGGCAGUUAACCCACUGUUCCCCGGGCACCGAUGACGUGGAUGUCGAUUAAGGCAGCCCCGCACCUCUCUGAUUCAGAGGGUUGGGUUAAAUGCGGAAGAAACAUUUCAGUUGAACGCAUUCAGUUGUACAACUGACUAGGUAUCCCCCUUUCCUUUCCUUUCCUUUCAUCCAGGUCUUGGACCCACCACGUCACCUGCGGUGUCCCACAAGGAUCUAAUCUUGGACCCAUCCUACUCGUCCUGUACAUGCUUCCCCUCGGUCGUGUCAUGAGCCGGCAUGGAAUCUCAUUCCACUGCUAUGCUGAUGACACCCAGCUGUAUGUAAAAACUACCCCAAGUCCCUCUGAUGCAUGUGCCCGUCGGAACACCUGCCUUGAGGGGAUAAGGGCAUGGAUGAAGCAAAACUUCUUUCAACUGAACAGCAGCAAACCGAGGCCCUACUUGUUGGCGCCCCCCACCAGGUCCAGCAUUCACCAAUAACACACCUCCCUCUCGCCCCCGCAGUUUCCAAUCUGGGUGUAAAGCUUGAUUCCUCCCUGACCUUAAGCAGCUACAUCAAAUAACUGUGUGAAGUGUCAUUCUAUCACUUCAAGAACAUUGACAAACUCCGUCCCACCCUCACUCAGUCUGAUGCAGAGAACCUUGUCCAUGCCUUUAUCUCCUCAAGCCUGGACUACUGCAACACACUCUUCGUCGGGAUCCCUGGCAGGAGUCUCCAGAAGUGCCAAUACAUCCAGAACAGCACUGUCAGGAUCCUGAUGAGAGUGCAGAAACAUCUUCCCCAUCCUGGCAUCUUUGCACUGGCUCCCUGUCUCAUUCCGGAUUUAAUAAAAAACCCUCCUGCUGACUUUCCAGUGUAGUCAUGGAAAUGCCCCUCCUUAUCUCAAAUACCAUAACCCCACCCGCACUCUCGGGUCAAGCAAUGGCCUGCUCCUCCACACCCCAAGGACCAAGCUCCGCUCCUUGGGGGGGGGGGGUGGGGGGGGGGGGGGGGGGGGGGGGGUCGGGCUUUCAGCUCGACCACCCCGAGCCUCUAGAAUGCCCUCCUGGACCACCUGAAGGCACCACAGACUCUGAGCUCCUUUGAAAGGGGCCUAAAGACUGUUCUCUUUAUGAAGGCUUUCUGUUGAUAGCUGUACUCCUUGGUGACCUUGUCCCUUGUAGCGUCAGCUGUGUUCUUUGUGUCAGUUGCCCUGUCUAUUUGGUUUUAAUUGUAAAUUUGAGAUUAUUCUGUAUAAUGAAAAGCGCUUUACAAAUGUAAUAAAUUAUUGUUCAUUGUGGGAGGGGAAUUAAUCACUGUCUCGUUAACAUAUUUUAAGGCGUGCCUUGUAAGUGGCUAUAAUUGUUGCACCCAGUAGUGAGAGUCCUGUACCAAUUUAAGUGAUAUGUGAUAGUAGUUCCCUAACAAUUUUAAUGUAUUUAGGGGACGGAUCAGAGUGGCAGCAGGUCUUAAACCUUUAAUGGUUGAAUAUUUAACCAUGUCCAUUUGAUCUGUUUUGCCCUGUAAUCACAGCCAGUUUGGAAGCCUUUGUUUAGGCCUCUAGGCCUCAUUAAUAUGCUGUAAUAUACAAAUCCCUAGCAGCCAACCUGCUUGCUCUAAUCCCUUGUAAUUACAGUGAAAUACUGUAGAAAAGUACUUUCUUACAGUUUAUUUACAGUCCCUUACAGUAUUGUACUGUGUUUCAUUGCUUUGAAGUUAUAGUAAUUUACAGGAAGCUGGCAAGUUACCGUGAAUAUCUCAGUAAUGUAUUGGCACUAUCCAGAGAUAGUCAGAGAUAUAUCAUCAUAAGAUAUCUUGUUGUAAUUACAAUUAUUUUAAAGACCAGUAUUUCCUUAACUACAACAACAUUUUCAGUAAUGGUUAUAGAAACAUUUACAUGCUAUGACUUUUAUCAACCUUGGUUGACUGCACCGACUGUAAGUUGAUAAGGACAAGAGCGCCGCUAAAUGACCAAAAUGUAAAAAUGAAAACUUGCAAAGAACACUGGGUAAUAUGUCACUGGGUAAUUGCAGUAAUUGUAAUUGGUACUUGUAAAUUAGUAACUGACUUGGUACUGUAAAUUAGAUUAAAGUAAACAUUUUGGUACUGUAAAAUGGAGUACAGUAGCUGUACUGUAAAAUAAAUUACAGUAACUUACUGGCCAAUUGCUGCCAGUAAGUGGCUGUACAUUUUAGAGGAAAUAUUUUACAGUGUAGGUAUUGUUUCCGGACGGGACCGACCUUAGGUGUGUGUGUGUGUGUUGGUAUGAUAAGUAAUAAACCCAUCUCUAUUUGUCCUCAGCUGAGGAAGUUCUGCAGGAGUUCCAGACCUCUGUGGUGGAAUGUGUGAAUGUUUCAUCUACGGACAACAUUUGCACUGGAGCUGUGACACUACUGCAGGUAUAGUACAGAUCUGUCCGUCUUACUAUUUAGCUUGCAACAUGUUGUUAUACGCACAUAACAAUACAACCAUAUUAACCCUAGUUUACUUCUUCCCACAGGGUAAUGCGGGUGGUCCUUUGAUGUGUAAGCAAGGCAACUCAUGGUUCCAGACUGCUGUGUUGACUGUCGACAGCAGCAGCAACACCACUAGCAAUAACAGCACCAACAAAGCACGUUGGAGCAGGAGUUCCCGCACCUCCCUGAUCCAAGUCUUCACCAAAACCUCCCGCUUCCAAAACUUCCUGGCUGCCAAUUUGGGAACCUUCCUAUCCCCCACCACCACAACCACCUCAGCUGGUGACAGCAGUGGAGAAUCCCUGGCCCACUCCUCUCUCCUCCUCUUCUCCCUCUCCUCUGUCCUACUGUUGGGUUGGUGUUGGCACUAG
This is a messenger RNA of Coregonus sp. 'balchen', 8051 nucleotides long. The record is from the annotation of a GenBank genome assembly. NCBI's taxonomy places the organism in Eukaryota, Metazoa, Chordata, Actinopteri, Salmoniformes, Salmonidae.